AUGAUGAAUUUUGCCAGGCCUACACCUUUGUUGCUGUUUGGUGGAGUUCGUGAUAAUUCUUCUCAGCGUAAGUUGCGAAGUAAUGUCAGAUAUCUCUCAUCUGCAGGUCAAACAAGGCCUACACCUUUGUUGCUGUUUGGUGGAGUUCGUGAUAAUUCUUCUCAGCGUAAGUUGCGAAGUAAUGUCAGAUAUCUCUCAUCUGCAGACCUUCCUUCACAUACAGUUAUCGGAAUGCCAGCUUUAUCUCCUACAAUGACUCAAGGUAAUAUUGCUAAGUGGAGGAAGAAAGAAGGAGAUAAGAACCAGGGUAACAUUGCUAAGUGGAGGAAAAAGGAAGGCGAUAAGAUUCAGGUUGGUGAUGUGAUCUGUGAAAUAGAGACAGACAAAGCUACCCUAGAAUUUGAAUGUCUUGAAGAGGGUUUCCUUGCCAAGAUACUGGCACCGGAAGGCUCAAAAGACGUGGCCGUGGGACAACCCAUUGCAAUAACAAUACUGGCACCGGAAGGCUCAAAAGAUGUGGCUGUGGGACAACCCAUUGCAAUAACAGUUGAGGAGCCAAAUGAUUUGGAAACUGUGAAGACAUCUUUUAGUGGCAAUUGGAUGGGAAAAGAGGAAAAGCCAACCCAUCACGAGGCAAAACAUGAAGGGAGAACACAGAAAAUUAGUUUCACUAGGAUUAGUCCAUCAGCAAAGUUGCUAAUUUUAGAACAUGGAUUGGAUGCAUCAUCAUUAACAGCGUCAGGUCCUCGUGGCACUCUCACAAAAGGGGAUGUUUUAGCUGCAAUAAAGUCUGGCAAAUCAUCUCCAAAGACAUCUUCAUCGCUGGAGAAGAUGCCUCCAUCACCUCAAAUCCACCCACAAAAAUCUUCAGAAUCGGCAGGAUUGAGAUCUCAAGAUUCUUAUGAAGAUUUGCCUAAUAGUCAAAUUCGGAAGGUGAUAGCAAGAAGGCUGUUGGAAUCAAAACAAAAUACACCUCAUCUAUAUUUAUCCUCAGAUGUUAUACUGGAUCCUCUUCUAUCUUUCAGAAAGGAGCUUAAAGCAAAAUACGAUGUCAAAGUGUCCGUGAACGACAUUGUCAUCAAGGCUGUUGCAAUUGCAUUGAGAAAUGUACCUGAAGCAAAUGGUAAGAUGUUUCUAAUCAUUUACUGGUCCAAACUAUAUUUUCUGGUGACAAGGUGAUUUGAUGAUGGUCAGUUGCUUGUUGAUAAGCAGAUUCAGCCAUAAAGGUCUAAUCGCAAAUUGCUAGUGUUCUUACGUUUUAAAUGAAUCCUUUCCCACUUUAGUUGUUGUUUUAUGCUCUACCAAAAUGUUCUUCACACCAAAUACAUGAUUGGCAUGUUAGAAAUCCUCUCUGGUGUACUCAUGAAAAG
This is a messenger RNA of Ilex paraguariensis (yerba mate), 1370 nucleotides long. Lineage: Eukaryota; Viridiplantae; Streptophyta; Magnoliopsida; Aquifoliales; Aquifoliaceae. The record is from the annotation of a GenBank genome assembly.